CGCCGGCGCGCGUCGCGGUCGAUACGUCAGCAGCUGCGCAGCGCGGCGUGGAGGGGAGUUGUGCGGCUCAGAGCCAGUGCGGACGUCCGCGCGAAAAGUUCGCCAGCUGAGCACGACGGCGACCGACGGCGGCGCGCGAGAGCAACACGCAGCAGCAGCCGGCAGGGACGCCGCACCGAACGACGCGGAAACUGCGACUCGCCUCAGAGAAUAUGUCGCCCGAGCCGGACCAGGCGGUGCCCGCGGACGUCGGCGAAGUGAGCGCCAGCGCCAGCGGCAGAGCGGAGGCGGCGUGUGCCGGCGCGGACGCAGAAGCUGAUGCUGACGCCUACCUGCGCCUGCUCAUGCGGGAGGGCGUCGACGUACCGGCGCACACGCAGGGUCCGCCUCCAACGGAGCCGCCCCCGUGGCUGGACGAAGAGAAGUUCCGGCUUGGGCAGCGCUUCGCCACGGAGCACCUGUUCGGCCUGGCCUACUCCGAGAUGUUGUCUCUCAUCAUCCUCUUCUCCUUCCCGUCGUCGCUGGAGCCGCUCAUCUUCACUGGGAACUCCGACACGCCCUUUAAGGCGUUCAAGCGCUACCUCUCAACAGGCAUCAGGGUCCUGGCGUGGUUCGAGGGCGAUGUAUGGGGCGGCGGGGGCGGCGGCGAGGCUCGGCGGCAAGUGGGGACCGUGCGCGCCAUGCACGAGGCGGUGCAGCGACGCCUGGGGGCGACGCCGGCGCCGGAGCGCGAGCGCCGCAGCCACGUGGCCGGCCCGCUGUGGGCGCCGCUCACCACUGCCGGCAUGCUGGGGGGCGGCGCCGGGGGCGGCGGGGGCGGCUGCCCCUGUCUGAGGGCCGGCGUCGACGUCAACCAGACGGAGAUGGCGCUGACUCAGUUUGGCUUCGUGGGCCUGAUGCUGCUGCAUCCGGACCGGCUAGGUGCACCAGAUGCGAGCGAACGAGACCUGGAGGGCUUCGCGCACAUGUGGCGCGGCCUAGGCUACCUUCUGGGUAUCGAGGAUCGCUUCAACCUGUGCUCCGGCGACCUAAACAGUGUCCGCCGCCGCUGCCAGCUGGUGGUGGAGCGCCUGGUGGCGCCGAGCAUGGAGCGCGUGACGGCAGAGUGGGAGCACAUGUCGCGCUGCAUGGUGGCAGGCGUGGCGCUGUACGUGCCUGGGCCCCCGUUCUCGGUGUCUCUGUGCUACCUACUGGGGGAGCUGCUGGCUCUGCGCGAGCCGGCAGCCCGCCUGCGCGCCGCGCUGUGUCUGGGCGACCGCCUCACACUACUCUUCGUGGGUGGCCUGCUGCGCUGGUUGCUGCGCUUCGCGCCGCUGCGCAGGCUGUACAACUGGCUGCUGAGGCUCGCCAUGAAGCGCGCGCGCCACGCGCCGCAGCUCUGGCUCAGCGCAGCCGAGGCGCGCCGCUAUCCGUACCAGCAGCCGGCCAUCACGCAGCUGUAGUUCGCCGCUCCAUCACUGGCUGGCGCCGGCUCCGUCGCACGACGCCUCGCCGGGAAACGAACACGACUGACCGCGUACCCGCGCGGAUGUAGGGGCAUGGGAAGUAGUCGCACGGCGUUGUCGGCUGAGACACCCCAAGGGGCAGCUCAGCUGCCUAAUUAAAAAGAUUUUAUUUUCUGAAUGAAUCUUUCACUGUGCAGUGAAGUGUGCUCAGUUUCGAAACUUUGUUGAUUCAAACGGCCAUUUGGAUUGGGACUCGAAUCUGGAAGUUCGUGUUUCACUAGCAAGCAGCAGACGGGUACUUUCAGGACAGAUUUCAGGCUGUGAUGGUGGGUCGUGAGUAGUGUAUCCAGAUCCAGUUUGCGGAUAAUCAGGAUAUAGGAGGUGACUUUUCUGCAGCAUGGGUGGGUGGGCUGUCCGGGACCCCUACGUUUGAACCGAGAGUGAAGGCACAAAUCAUUUGAAAUGUUUAGCUCAUGUCAUACAACAUUCAUUUUUACAAUUAUUUAAGGCCACAAUUCUUCUUCUUUCGGCCUACAGCGUAAAAUAUGUCUUGUAGUGACACGAUUGCGAUAAAGAAUACCAGUUACACUGCUCUCUAAAUGGCAUUCGUGAACAUCCUUCAAGAAAUAGAGAUAUAGUCACGCGCACAAAAUGAGCUCAAAAUUUACCGAAUGAACAAACCGACAUCAAACACAAAAAAUAUGCUAAAAACUUUAUUGAUACAAAGCAGGAAGAGAGAUAAAAUAAAGAAACCAGAGAUAUUAAGUAACCCUCCUCCACAGUAACAGCAUAAACAGUACAAAACAAAAAUAUAACAGCAAGAAAACAUCACAAAUCAUAGGCCAUAACAAAAUUACUACUUGUAAAAUAAAAAUAAAACGUAAAAAUCUCAAAAAAAACAAAAGACAUUUCAUGUAAAAAACGUAAUUGGAAUAAACCUAAGAAAGUAAUCAAAACAUAACCGAAUUUCCACACAUCACCAACUUCUAGUGGUAACUAUGUAAAUAUCUCUGAUCAAGGUUGUCAGGAGGAAAAAAAACGCACAAAAAACUGACUUAUCAUAUAUCUAAAAGUCAGACGUAGAAUUACGCCCACAAAGAACAUAAAAGUAACGUGUAAAUACAAAGUCCAACAGAGACAGCAUGUGGCAGCAUCGAGAUUACAUGUAAGGUAAAAACACCAGUCAUGUGUAAUACCUCUCAAAACAUAGCUAUAGUUCAUAAUAUCAAGGCUAUCGACUAUUAAAGUAUUUACAGAACGCAAGACGAUGGCAAAUGCCGAAAUGAGCUCAUUGUGAUUUACGCAAUAAAAAGUGUACAGAGCAAUGUAACUGGCGUAUUUUUAUCGCAAUUGUUUAAUUAUUGUUUAAAUAUUUCUUAUUUAUUUUAUUGCACUAAAUGAAGCCUGCAUCAUUCAACUAUUUAUCACACAAAAUCACAUAUUUUUCUGUAGUUGUUUUAAUUGAUUAACAUAAAUGAACUGUUAGAGAACUGAAUUUUAAAUCCUGAAAAAUUAUACUAUCUCUUUAGCAAGAAAAUUUCCACAUGAAACUAAAUUCCAGGGUUUAAAUUUGCCCCCAAAAAAGGUCUGCAAAACUGAUUAAUUUUAACUAACAUUUCCAAGUGUUUUGUUGUAGAAACAGACGGAGCCUCAUCACAACUGUCCUGAAGUUCUCCCCCAGAAUGACGCUUUUGUUCGGUACAUAACUGUGAUCAUUGGCUAUUGGAAAAUCGUCGUCUUUUCCGUCUAUUUCUUGAUCUAUAUCACUGACAUCUUCCUCUAUUCACCGAUAAAAAAAUUUCAUCAAACUCGGGAAAGUUAAAAACUGACAUGUUCCUGAGAACACAUUUUGUACUAUGGUACCAUACUUAAGAAAACAGUUACGUCCUUCACGAAGCAUGGUUGGUUCAAAUGGCUCUGAGCACUAUGGGACUUAACAUCUGUGGUCAUCAGUCCCCUAGAACUUAGAACUACUUAAACCUAACUAACCUAAGGGCAUCAAACACAGCCAUGCCCGAGGCAGGAUUCGAACCUGAGACCGUAGUGGUCACGCGGUUCCAGACUGAAGCGCCUAGAACCGCACGGCCUCGAAGUACGGUCUAGGAGAUCCUAACACCUCUCAGUAACACGUGUCGACAUCAAAGAACGAAGGUGAUAACGCAACCGACAGCAAAACAUUGCAAGGUUGACAGUUUAAGGAGAAUAGAUGGAGUAUAGCACCAUUCCGCUAUGACUAACCUUGAAAAAUUUUCACCCGAUCUGAGAGACCAAACCUUGUUCAGAAAUUGUCUGGGCACGGACCUAAGCCGCAAGACAAAGAAAGGAGAGAGACCAGCGAAAAAACUUUCGCAGUUACAGACGUUCUCUCUGUAUUCAGUGCAGAGUGCGGCUUUGUUGUGGCUGUACUGCUCACCAAAUGUAGUCCGAUAUCUUCGCUCGAUAAAGAACAGAAUUUCUUUUCGUUAUAUGUCAUAGUUACUGCGCUGCGUCAAAUUAAGUAUAACAUUGCACGAAAUUUUAAAGAGUUUCCAGGGGUCUAAAUGCAUUGCUUAAAUUUUGCGCAUGGCUUAUUGUAGCUCAUACAUUGUUAUAUGUGAUAUGUAGAUAAGACAUCGAAAUUUUAUUUAAAUUUUUCAGCAGAACGAUACGGUAUUUCGUUCUCAAGUUAAUGGUUUUUGUAUCCAUUAGACAGUACCGCUCGAUGUGCCCAUUUCUAUCUCUGUGCAUCGGGAAUCGUGUGGUCAUAACAACUGGCAUAUUUCGUAAGCGGUUCAAGAUAUCAAAACGAGGAAACAGCAUGCAAAGAGACACCUAUGCCUAUGUUUUUUGAUAAAUACUCUAUACCUUUUUAUUCAGAAAGAUAUGGAAGUAGCUCGUUCGCAGCAGGAAGAUGGUGGAACAGGACGCACAAACAUGACAAUAGCGCUUCAGGAAAACCCAGGGUUCCCGUUUCAACUGGUACUCAGCAUCUGGGGAGCAGUGGAACAUGACGAGUUAACUCGUCCACAGCACUUAAAUGAGCUAAUUUUCAGCCAUUAUAUCAGUAUUUUCUUAUAUCAUGACCAAUGUUUGUACUCUGGCACAAUUGUAACCCCCCCCCCUCUCAAAAAAAAAGCCGUGGCCAGAUGGCUGUUGGCUACAGCCUGGGCGUACGUGUGAGGGCUGUAGUUGGAUGUGUACAGUGUCAGGUACACGUGACAGGUUUCUAAGAGCUCGCCUGCAUCAAAUUAAGUACAACAUUUCGCCCUUUCACACAGCAUGCACGAUCAUGGUUCCAUUUAUGAGGUACUGGUUGAAAAUAUUCUGGGAAAAAUGCCGACCUCCCCUCCAGUUAAGAGCACACAAAUUUGUUUUAAGGGCUGCCAUUAAUUUAUUGGGUGAAUCAAUUCUUGCCACAACACCCUUCCACGUGAGUGACUGCUUUUUAAGUCAAUAACACAGCUCGUCAGUCACAUGUGAAUCACUGUUCCAGAUCACUGAAUUUAACGACGAGUAACAACUGUUCCAAGUAGUUAACACACUUCUUCUGGAGUUAAUAAUGAUCACAAACUGUGUCCUCCCACACAGGAAUGCACACAUUGUCCACCACUACCCAAUUCUCUGUAAGUGACAGUGGAGUUUCUGUCUCGAAAAGUUCAAUCAAUCACCGUCCAGGAAAAUCCACACUACUUUAUAAGAUCUUGCUUUCCUCAGCCAUCGAGAAGUGAAGAUGUUGUCUCCAAACGAUUUGUUGCACCUUAGCUCACAACCAAGAUGCUGCAAUAUCACAGUUUUCGACAUGCAAACUAAUUUUACACUCUGCACAGUUACUGGUUGGAACGACUGUAGCCGGCCGGUGUGGCCGUGCGGUUCUAGGCACUUCAGUCUGGCAUCGCGUGACCGCUACGGUCGCAGGUUCGAAUCCUGCCUCGGGCAUGGAUGUGUGUGAUGUCCUUAGGUUAGUUAGGUUUAAUUAGUUCUAAGUUCUAGGCGACUGAUGACCUCAGAAUUUAAGUCGCAUAGUGCUCAGAGCCAUUUGAACCAUUUUGGAUGACUGUAAAUGAGAAAUGCUUUUACGGUUGUUCCCACCAGCCACAAUUCUCAGUGCCAACUUAGUUUGUGCAUACAGUAUGCUCCCCAGCCGUUGGGCUUCUGAUGCAUUGCACAACAUUGUGACUCACCAUGUGCCUGUUCGCUAUAAACGUUACAACUGUAUUCAGAAGCCCUGUACUGUACAUUAACAGUCAAAGUAGUCCCAUACUCAGGGAAAGAGGGUAGAGGAGCAGAUGCAGGAAUCCUACAUCACAGGUCUAGGCAAGCUCCUGGUGCAAGUGGUUUGCCAUUGUCUUCCUCCGACCUGUUCAAAAGUGUCAGGUGUGUACCUGUGUCCUCUGUGAUGAGUCCAUGUACAGUCUAGUGUUGGAUUUGUAUUGCCAUGGAUGAAGGGAAGAGAGAGAGUGAAACCCGCUCCUGUAAGAACUCUACUCCUUUUGAAUAGCACUAAGGGGCACACCAAGCUUAACGUCCCAUCCAACUCAUGGAUGUCCAUCAGCAUUGUCACGUGCCUUCACUUCAUGAUAAACUGAAAAGAGAAGUGAGAUUUGGAAUAGUGACAAUUUUCCACCACCCGGAUUUGAACUAGCAUGCUUCUGAAUUGAGUGCCACUGCAUAUACAUUGGUCAGUGACUUUGCCUAUAGAGCUGGGUUAAUUGAAAAUAUAGUCAGAACAUAUACGGAAAUGGUGGAAUCUUCAACGUCCAGUGACCCAGUGGGCUAAUGCACUGUGACACUAUACCAGAGGUUGCACGCUCGAAUCCUGCCUCAGACAUGGAUGUUUGUGCUCAUAUUUGUGUCUCUCCUUGUGUGUAACGUAAUUUUUAAGCACCAGAAGUGACUGUUGUUGCCAAAACCUAUAUGUAAAAACUCAAGUUAAGAAAUAGGCCUACUAAGUUCAAAAUCUUUCUGCUGCACUGUAUUAUAACUUUCUCGAUUACUGCCAUCAAUAUGUUCAGAAAUUCAGCUUGAAGUUUUCGAGUAAUCAGUCAUUGUUGAAGCAAAUACACGUAUUAUAUUUUGAAUUGGGAACAGCACCCAAAAGCUGGAAGAUGGGCAUCUUGCUUAUGGCUUUCACGGGGCACAUCAUGAAACUUAAAAAUCUGAACAUCCCACAGAAUUUGGGACAUAUGGCAACACUAGUCCUGAGUCAUGCACAAUUAGAAAAAAAUGUCCAAUAUUUAAAGCAACUGUUAAAACAACCUUACUGAGUGCUAUGCAGUCUCAGUUUGUGGUUUCCUGACUGGGAAAGGCUGUGAAUCCAUUACCAUUGUGCUUAAAUUCCAGACUCCUGAACUUUUUUGCAUUCUUUCCAAUUUAAUCUCAAAAUACGUUUUCUUGGCAGCUCUAUGUAACACAAAACUGUCAAAAUGCACCUCAAGAAGCAAACCAGCAAAUACAACUAAUGCACUUUAUCGGAAACACAUCGUUAGCAAGCAAGUACAUUGUUGCCAGCUGAAUGUAACGACAUGCUUACACCCUCAUUUCACAUAAUCGGUUAUGAAACACACACUAGAUGGUGAAACUGAUGUUAUUGUACUCUAGCAAGACAUUUACAAACCACAGUGGAUGGAAUUUUCAAUGCCAGAAACAAAUGAGUAUCUUCAGCACUAUCAAAACUUUAAUAUUAAAAGUUGGUUAAUGAAUCAUCAAAGUAUCACAGAGAAAUGCAGAGAGAGGGACUCAAGAGUGAAGUUUCUGCCACUUUGUUGAUUUCCUUGUGCUGUAAGCAGCAUAAAGGUUGGUAUGACUCCCUUAGGCCCAGCUUUCUGAGCCCCAGACAUCUGAUACAUGGAGCUAACCAGCAUUUCCUGGCGUGCCUUAGAACUAGAUGCUACCUGUUGUUUGAAAACCAGGACUCAACAUCAACAGUUCUAAAUGAGUUGACUGUUAUUAUUUAAAUUUGUGUGGAAAAUACUCUAAAUGCUUCCACACAAUUUAAAUUCUGUAUGUAAUACAUUACUGAAAAACAUGUUUUAAUAUAUCUUUUGAGGUGGCUCUGCCUCAGAGCCUGUGACUAUGAAUCACAAAUGUUCUUGCUCACUACACAAAUAAUUAAUUCCAUUUUGCACCCUAUUAUAUUUUUAAUAGGGUAGUAUUUGCCAAAGGAAGAUUCAUCUUGGUUUUGGAUAUCAAUCAGAAAUUUAAUCAGUUUAUAUUAGUUGUAAUAUAAAUGGGAUAGCUCUCAUUCUUGGAUAAAAUUCAAGGAAUUUUAAACAAAUCCAUACUGUUCAUGCCUCAUUGCUGGAAUUAGCAGCCUCAGAGUUCCCUCUCACAAUUUAUUAUGCACAGAUAGCUCUGUGUGCUUGGAGUGCUAUUCAUAGGCUAAGCUUAUUUAUUCCUUUAGUAACAGUUAUAGUGGCAUGCAAGUAAGAAGGCAGUUGUGUUAUGCAUGCUGCACAGAGAGGGCUGGGUACUCUGGUAACAAAGCCACUGUUUCUGCCUGACUUUCUCUAGAAAUAUUUACAUUCUUGGAAAACUAUCUCUGUCACUUGUUAAAGUAAUAAUUGACAUGUUUGCUUUAUGCCGCCUAUAAUGAAUAAUACAGUGGCUAAGUAGCCUUUCCAUACCUGAACUGCAAUGAAAAUCAACACCCUGAAACACACAGGACAGACAGACAACACAGAAUUAUGCUAUUAGCCAGAGCAUCAAGUGGUACAGUAUUCAUUGCUAUUGCAAAUAGCCCCACCACCCACCUUCUUACAUGCACACCAGGAGUGAACUGCCAAACGCUGUGUCAUUCCACUGCGCAGGUAGUGCCACUAUUCCAAUGUGGUAGCUUUAAUACACUGACAGUUCCAAGUAUGUUAAGCAUUAUUGACUGCCGUCCUGUAAUGUGAUGUAUUACAGGAGACUGAAUUACAGAUAUUUUGCAUUCUGUUUUUUGUGUAAUUGCAGGUAGUAGCCAACAGAAUAAUAGAUCAGUCUAAUUAUAUGGGAUAUAUUUUUCUGUAAGAGAUGCAAGUUAAGAAAUUGUGCCGUACAGUAUUUGUGGUCACCUGAGAAAACACCUGGAGCAAAGGCAUCCAAAAGUAAGUGUAUCAAUUCACAGACAAAGUGCUGCAGUAGUGCGAACAGUUUCAUUGGUUUCAGGGUACUACUUCACAGCCUGUGUAGCUAUUAAAUAAUUAAUAAUUUUCUGAUAUCUAUCACUGGGUUGCAGCUGGCACAUUGCAACCCAUGAUAAAUGUUAAUUAAUUGUGUAGCUCAACACUACUGGAUAGCUCAGUCAGCAGGGUUUGAGUACUGGUCUGAUACACAGUUUCAAUCUACCAAAAAGUUUCAAAAUCGCAUAAACUACUAGCAGAGUAAGGAUUCAUUUUGAUGAUGUGGAAUAAAAGAGCCUAGCUAUGUUAUGUGUUUGAGUCUGCUGAAGAACUAUUUGUGCAGAAAGUCACAAAUUUCAUAGGUUUACCCUUAUUUGUUGUGCUAUUCGUUUACUGUCAGUGGCAGAGUUUUCAACCUAUAAGGAGCUCAUGCCAGAAUCAUGGCCAAAUGACUGUCAUCAUGGAUGGGGAGCACUGAUAUAUGUCCCAGUUUGUGAUAUAAAUGGCUUUGAUACAGGACAGAAAAUUCUGCAAAACAUAAAUGCCAAUUCAUCACAACACUUUUAAACUGAAUACUUUGGAAGGAAUUGCAUUUCAUGGACAGUUGGAGCAGAACUACAUUCAAGAGGUGGUUACUAACACCAGUCCAAAAGUUAUGUGGAAGAACACCAACACUGGAUUGUGUAGGAUUGAAAUCAUGUUGUUCAUUUACACAAAUCGGAUUGCUAUAUGUAUGUGAAUGACUUCCAGUAUCAUAUUUCUCAUCAGUCUCAGAAGUCCUGUAAUGAGAGUGGAGGAGUUUGUGAAAUUUUCUGUGAAUUUCUUAACUAUUUAAUUAUCUAAAAAUGGAUUCUUUAGCCGAGAUAGCUGGUUCUCUGAUAUAGAACACCAACAACCAAUUUCUGAAACUUGUCCACUUUAUUAACUUAAAAAACACUUGUUUCCCAAGAUGACCAUUCUUGUAUGUCAGCUACUGCUAGAACUUUAUGAAGUUCAUACCAAAGCUAUUACUAAAUCUUAUGGAUGUGUUACAUGCCAUUAGGAUGAAAAUGACUAAUUUUUUGUGUCAUGAACAUAUUUUGACUACUUCAGCCUGUAACACAAAACUAUAGGUUUUUUAUAUCAUUUUUUCUGUUAUGACAGUAAAUUCUAGUAGUGUAUGGCAUGGCUGGAAUACAUCAAGAUUGUAGGAAGGCCAGUGUUGUGUUACAUUUUCUCUUCUAGCUCCAGUUUUUUGCUGCCGUCAACACAUUUACUGAGUUUUGUUGAAGCACUUAAAAAAUAAUCUCAGUGGAUAGAUAAUAUUAUUAGCUGCUCACAUGCCUGAGACCUUUUGUUAGCAUCUGUGUCCACAGUGGGGGUUGUUCUGUGUGCAGCCAUACCAGUCAAACACUUUGUGUAACAACCUUUUUCUGAUAUAUGGCAGUAUAUUAACACAGUUUUGUCAUUUCUAUAUAAUAUGGUUCUCUGAAGUGUGUGCAUGUACAGAGGACCAGAAAAUGGAGAUAAUAGAACUCAGAACAAACAAGUAAAUGAAAAAUGUGUGGACUAGUUCCACUUACUUAAGGUAACAAGUAGCAUAAAUCAGGAUUAAUCUGCACUCUAAGCCUUGAAAUACAGAGCCUGUUGUAAACACUGUGUAACACUUGCAUGUAUAUACAAAAGUCAAACUAAAUGAAUACAAAUCCAUUAAGGCAACAGGUGCAGAAUAGUGAGAGUGAAGACAAACAGGUGCAUCAGGGGUGUUGCACUGUUGAAUCAGCUUAUUUGCUUCAUUAGAGCUGUUGUACUGAGGUGUCCAGUGUGUGUGUUUUGGUAAUGAAGUGUCCAGUGUGUGUGUUUUGGUAAUGAAGUGUCCAGUGUGUAUGUUUUGGGAGAGGAGGGGGUAUCUGUUUACAGAGAAAAGGUAUGGCUUCCCAUUCAGUCAUUUGUAACUGACUGUGAUGUGGAAAAUGUAGCCAUGUUUUUAAAAAGUUUGCUUAUGUAGAUUCAUGACAGUAUUGACAAAUAUACAAAGAUGUAUAUAAUUAAUUGUAAUGAAGUUUAAUUUAAUCAACAGAUAAAAUAAAAAUUUGUGCUCUUUGUAU
Messenger RNA from Schistocerca americana (American grasshopper), 10611 nucleotides. RefSeq lists its product as uncharacterized. The coding region runs from base 213 to 1442 and encodes 409 amino acids. Lineage: Eukaryota; Metazoa; Arthropoda; Insecta; Orthoptera; Acrididae. The transcript is spliced from 6 exons. The record is from RefSeq and is a predicted model, not a curated record.